GCGGUGCGCGAUCCGAAGUUCUGGGUGUACGGCCAUGCAAUAUUAUGUGCUGUGCACGGCUGCCUCUACGAGUUUCAGAACUAUAUGGAAUCUUGCCCAUGCCACGCAGUGGACUGCCGCGAGAAGGAUGGAUUUGCCGCAGGCCGCCCGUACUUCAGAAGGCGGGCGGAGUUCAUCGGCGAAACUGGCCUCAAGCACUCGACCUGCCCGAUGAGGGGCCGUCGCGCCCCAGACUUGGCCGCAGGGAAGCACAAGGAGUACCUGGCUGAACUCGUGACCCAGUCCUUGGGCCGCCUGCUGGUCAGGUGCGAGGAGCUGACCCAGAUGGACCGUGACAUGGUCGUGCGUGAUUGGGAGUGCGCUCGUGCAGUGAUCAUGGAAGUGGUCCAGAUCAAGUAUGCACAUUGGGCGUACUUGCCGCACAAGUUUUGCGUGCUGGGUGCCAUUGACAAGUGUGGAACCUCAGAGGCCACUGCGCGAUUCGGGCUGCACGCGUGCUUGCGCGAGUACGCCUUGCUCGACGAGUCCAAGCGCAGCAGUUUGUGGCCGUUGGCUGCCAGCGUGCUGGCGCCCUCGUCCCCGCUGCGCGACGAGGUGGCUGCCUUCGUGGAGCAGGGGGUUUCUCUCAAGAGCCUCCCUGGCCUCAGGCAAGUAGCAGGCAUGGUCCUAGGCGCCCCCGUUGCAGAGCGGUCCAUCGAGGCGAAGCACCGCUUGAACAAGCUAGCUUCGUCUCGGGCCCCCCACGCGGGGGGAGGCUUCGUCAACGUCCACCUGAAACUGCCAGAUUUCAAGCGGCGGCUGGCUGCCGACCCAGGCCUCCUCGAGCAUGUGGCCGCCGACAUGGGCCGCAUCAGGACGUCGUCCGAGCGUUUGCUGCAGGCUUUUGGGUUGCACGCGCACCCGACGGUGUUCUCGGAAUUCGCAAAGACUGGGCGCAUCAAGAAAUCUACGGCCACGAGCGUGCUGUGCAGACUUGACAGUGAGACGCAGCAGAAGCAGCACGCAGCGUUGAAGGCCGCCUUCCCGAAGGGCAAGACUGACAGCGGAGGAGGAGGGCACGUGCCCGAUUCCCUGAACCACGGGCUCAAGAUCGCAUCGGCGGCAGCCCUGCCGCAUCUCAGGACAACUUUCAAGCGGGAGGCGUUCUAUUCGAUCGCUUUGCCGCGUGACUCCUUGCCUGAGAUGGAAUCGGCAUUCUCUGGGUCGAGGAGCUUCGGCGUCCCUGGGCUGUUGCCUCUCACAGACGCACAGUACACGCCUCCUCUCAUGCUGCCUGCGGCGGCGCCCGCGCCUGCGGACGGCGGCCUGGACCUGGGGCCGCCAGACGGCGCCCCCCCAGCGCUGGAGCCACACGAGCACUGUAUUUUCAGGGUGGUUCACGCGAGGCCAGCAAUUCGGCACAUCAUCAAGCCGCGGGGUUCCAACCUCACCACUGAUGACGUGGCCGUGAGCGUGCACGACGUAGUCGGGUACGACAGACCAGGCGGCUCCACUGAGCUUCUCGUGGCGUUGUCUGGCGCACGGUUUGGGGAUGCUGCCGCGCCGCUGGAUGGCGACGCCGACGCCGACGUCGCGAUUGACGUCGGGUCGACGCGGUUGCUCCACAGGUGUCAUUUGGAGGCGCUCCCGCGCUUACACCUUGACCUCCUCGAGUGGCAGCCAGAGGGGCAGCUCUUCUACCAGCCGAAGUGGUGGCCAGCGGACGUGCCCAGGGAGGAGUACGGGCUCGCGUCCGAAAUCCUCACGGACAUGGUCAUCUCUGGCGCUUUUCCAGGCGCAGAGAGUUCCUUGGUCGCCCAGCCGCCCCGCACGCUUGAGAUCCUGGAACAGGCUGGCCUCGUGGAUCGGCGUGCGGCGGGCGACGCGGGCGACGAGCUCGUCUGCUGGAACAUGAGCCUCGCUUGCGUGCGGGACAUCGCUGCCUUUGAGAAGCUCCAGCAGCCAGCGCCAGCCCUGAGAUCCAGGAUUGGCGUGCAGGACAAGGACAAGGACGCAUUUGAAUUGCUCCUGGACUUGCAAGCGGCGGGCUGGACAGGCAAGUUGCUGCCGCACGGGAAGGGGAAGAAGGCCGAGACGCCGCAGCCAUAUGACCCGAACAGUGCUGCUAGCGAGAAGGCCUGGUACUUCCAGGCCGCCAAGAAGACCAUUUCCACCAAUUACUUGCGCUGCCUGCUUGCGGGCAAGUCGGUCGUCGCCCACGCGUUGGCCGACAAGGACUACGCCGUGUUGUUGGGCACCGCCCGUCCUAAGCGCCUGGCCAUCCAGGACGACGCUGGGUGCCCGCGCCCGAGGGCGCCGAAACGGCAGCGGAAGGCUGCCGCGCCGCUGCCCCUCGAGGACCACGGG
This is a messenger RNA of Prorocentrum cordatum, 2346 nucleotides long. The record is from the annotation of a GenBank genome assembly. Lineage: Eukaryota; Dinophyceae; Prorocentrales; Prorocentraceae.